Triticum aestivum (bread wheat) is the source of this 3484-nucleotide messenger RNA. RefSeq names its product vegetative cell wall protein gp1. The coding region runs from base 1 to 1407 and encodes 468 amino acids. The transcript has 3 exons. Lineage: Eukaryota; Viridiplantae; Streptophyta; Magnoliopsida; Poales; Poaceae. The record is from RefSeq and is a predicted model, not a curated record.
AUGGUGGACGACAACGCCAAGUCUGACUCUAGUGGCUCCAAGGAUGAUCAAGAAACCAAGGCCCUCGUGAUCGAGAUCCUGCAGAAGUUUGAGCGCCUUGAGGCCUUGGAGGAGCGUUUGGGUCGCAUCGAGACCGGCCAAAAGCAGAUGAUUCUCCACACGCAAGCACCCGAGAUCCUCCAACAACGCAAAGACGGACCGAUGGGGAACACCCGCUUCCACAAGUUGGAUUUUCCAUCGUUCGACGACACGACAGAUCCUCUGCCCUUCCUCAACAGAUGUGAGCACUACUUCCGUGGACAGCGCACCAUGGAUGAGGAGCAUGUAUGGCUCGCUGCCUUGCACCUUCACGGCACCGCGCAACAGUGGGCGCUGAAUGACCGCACCAUCAAAGAUAAGUUCCCUAUUCCUAUAGUCGAGGAGCUGCUGGAUGAGCUGCAUGGUGCACGCUUCUUCUCCAAGUUGGACCUUUGCUCGGGGUAUCACCAAGGCUGGACUAUUCUGUUGCCCAUAACAGAAUAUUAUUCUGUUACCCCUGGCCACUAUAUACAGCGCCCUCCAUCAGAAACGAGAAAACCAACCCAAAAAGAAAAACUCUUAUCCACUCCCACCCUGCAGCCUCCCGAUUCUUCUCCACCUUCCACCGUCGGGCGUCGUCCCCCGCAACUCCGGCGGCCUCCUUCCCCUGCUCAGGCUGCCUCCCUCCCCAGCUCCGGCCGCCUCCCUUCCCAGUGUCGGCCUCCUCCCUCCCCAGCGCCGGCCUCCUCCCCAGCGUGUCGCCGGCCGACCUCCCUCCCAGCGUGCCGCCAGCCGGCCUCUUCCCAGCGCGCCUCCGGCCGACCUUGCCUCAAGCGCGCCGCCACGACGGCCCUCGCCGCCACCACCACCUCCCACCGCAACCACCACCACCACCUCCCACCGCAACCACCACCACCUUCUCAUCCUCGUGAGCCCACGCCCGUCACUCCCCACGAACCCCGCCGCCUCCAUCCCUCCUACACCGGCGCCGCCCUUACCUCGCGACGACAGCCGCCCUCCCUCGCGCCGGCAGCCGCCCUCCCUCGCGCGCCGGCCUCCUCCACCUUCACGCUCAGGACGCCUUCCUUCCUGCGCUCCGGUCGCCUUCCUCCUCGCGCGCCGGCCUCCUCCCUACCCCGCGCUCUGUCUGCCUUUCUUCCCGUGCUCCGACCGUCUUCCUCCCCGCGCUCUGGCCGCCUUCCUCCCCGCGCUCCGGCCUCCUUCCUCCCUGCAAUCAGUUCGCCUCCCUCCCCACGCUCCGUCCACCUUCCUCCCCGAGAUCCAUCCGCCUUCUCCCCUGAGAUCCCACGGCCGUACCGCCACCGGCCAACCCCUCCAUCUGUAAGUAAGGGCACUGGGCCGCCCUCCACGCCGGGGUGGCCCUGCUAGCCAUCAGCGGGGGAAGCGAAGUGGCUGCCAUGGCGGGGGUGGAGACGAGUUCGUCCUGGGCGUGCGCAUCCUCGGGAAGUCCAUCUGCAAUAUGGGCACCUCGCAGUGACCUCAUAGUGCUCGUCCUAGACUACUCUCCGAAGCCAUCGAGGUAUGCGUGCACAUCUGCACAUCUGCACAUCUGCACAUCGAGGUAUUGCUAGGAGAUGGGUGCAAGAAAGAACCAAUUUAUUUUGCAUUCAAUCGCCAUUGGAGUUGGUCUUGUGCACCACAAAAUUAACUUUCUGAAGCUACCUCUAUGGUUAAUAAAAGCACAUGAGCAUCCUUCUACGUAGUAAGUUCAUAGUCAAGAAGACAGGGAGUUCAGAAAAGAACGUGAACACUGAAAGACCAUAAAAAACCAAAAACCUACAUUAGGGGAGUUCUUCAAGAAGUUCGUGGCUAGCCGGCCGUGUUGUGUGUUCUUGUCAGUUCAUUGUAAGAAGACAAGUAAUUAGUUUAUAUAUCUAGCCUGGCGUGUUGUGUAUUCUGGUCAGUUCGUGUUUGUGUAUGUGUUUCCCUUGUGGCGUAUGAGAGGAAGCCGCUGAUCUGGUCCAGGCAUGCUCCUAUUCUCUCUUUUCGGUAGCACAAACAUUUAAAAGUUUGAUCGCUAGACCCCGGUAAGUUCUGCUUGACAAAACCUCCUCUCUCAUAUUUGUUCCUAUUUUGUAGGUUGCAGCAAAAAAAAGAUGCACAAGUUCAUAUUUUGUAUGCUUUUCGGUUCAUCUACUUCCCUGUGAUGAGUCCGAUUUCCUUUGUGUUUCAUCUUCUUCAUAUAGCACAAACAAGUGCUUGUGGUUAUGCUUGUAGUUAUGCGUAGUCCAUGGGUUCUAGUAUUUGAUUACAGUCAGGCCACGAGUUAGUAUUGUGGUACUCCGUUGCAAGAAAAAAGGGUUGUCGGUUCAGUUAUAGGCACCCAACUCUGAAGAUUUUGAAUUUUUAGCAUGGUAUUUUAAGUUUGUUUUUUAUCAUAUAAUGUAAAAUUGUAAACAUGUUUCCAACGGUCUUUGCUCCCAGUUCUGAACUUUUUAUUCAGUCUGCUAGUACAGUCGUCGUGGUCGCCACCCCGACGCCUAGCCUGCCAACCCGCGUCGCGUUGCCCCGGGACCCCCGAGCACUGCCGCGCCCCGUCGCCGGUGCCUCACGGUGAGGGCCAGCGUCUUUGCCCGACAAAGCAGGCUACCAUCCCUCCAUUGACAAUGCGCAUGUCCAGCCGUUGCUGCAUCUCUUUCUGCCCGUGGAUGCUCGUGUGCUAUAAUUGCUUUCUCCCCUUCCUGUACAUGCUGCUACUCACCUUUUUAUCUCUCUGAUGCGUUGUGUUGCACUACUGCAGCUCGAUCUAGGAGGUGCUGGCUCAUGCUGGCUGGAACUAGGAUGCAACAGGGUUGAUGGAUCCAUGCCGCACAAGCACCUGUGCUCUGCUUUCUUCUUACUUUGUGUUCUAAUUUGCUUUCUUCUUAUUUUAAGUUUGCGAGAUGCAAAAAGAAGUUAAAAAAAUGUUGUGCCUGGAGUGAAUAUUAUUUGCUACCCCAUGAUGUACGUCUAUAGUUUCUCCCUCCAAAUGUGUUGGUCCAUGUGGUUGUAUUUUCUGUUUUUUUGUUUUGGAUCUACGAAAAAGGUUAUUGAAGCUCAAAUGUGAUAAGCACAUAAGUUCAGAUCUCUAAUGCUACAAAGUUCACGUAUACCUCUCUGUUUUAAUCAUGGCCUACAAAUUUUGCACUACGAGAAAGUUCAGAGGCAAGAACGUAGAAAAUAAAGAACACAAAAAUAUCAACAAAAAAUUCACUAGGAGAAAAGUUUAAGUCAGGAUAUGCAAGAAAAGCUCUUAUUUUAUUUCAGUUCAAUUUCAAAUUCUAGUUAAGUUUCAUUUCUUAUUUUAAUUUAGUCUAGUUUCUUAUUUUAGUUUAGUUCAAUAUCUAAUUUUUGUUCAGUUCAAUUCUUAUUUUAGAAAGAAAUUGAAUUGUUUCUUUGUCUACAUUCUUCUAUUCAACAUCAGGGAGAAGGUGCCUCAUGGUAAAAGCGUGCCAAGAUUUUCUAG